GUGGCAAUAUGUUUUCCGUGUUCUUUUUCGGUGCACGAUUAUCCAAGUACGAACGUAAGUAAACAAAACAAAGGGCUUAGUAUAUUUUUAUAAGCGAACUUGAAUUAAUACGUGCUUUAGUGGUGAGAUCUUGUCCCAAGCCACAAGAGAAGAGAUGAAAGAGGAAAAUGGUGGUUUCGGGUGCAAAAUCGACAUGCUUACUCAUGGAAAGGAUGGAGAAGAGAACCGUGUUGAAUUGGCGUCAAACGAACACAAGAAAGCAAACGCUGAGUAUGAUCUCAUGUUCGAGCAACAAUCAAAAAACAUCUUGUCGAAUAUUUGUAUACUAUCACAACUGAAAAAAAGAUUUGGGGUGGAUAUAAGCGGUUCCAGCACUGUCACACCUCUGGCAAUGGAUGUAAUGGGGCUUCGUGGCUAUUUAUAUGGUGUCUAUAAGCAUGAAGAUGUCUUUGUUGCUGCCAAGAAAUCCGACAAACACAUUGUACUACCAACGACGCUUGCUGAAUUUGAAGAGUUUUCUGAUAAUGGCAGCAUCUUUCUAUUAUUGAAUUACAUGUACUACAUCGUCUCAGCAGCUGAAGAAAUAUUGCAAAAUGCUGAUAACCAAACGAAAAGAAGAUUCGAAGCAAUAGUGAAUGAUGAAUAUCCAGUUGACGACGCUCCUAAACUUCAUUUCACAUAUCCCAACAAAAAAAGACACUCUACUUAAUACCAUCCCCUCUUAUCAUCACUGUACAUAAAAUUCUAUUACAUACGUUA
Molecule: messenger RNA, 759 nt
Organism: Zychaea mexicana
Lineage: Eukaryota; Fungi; Mucoromycota; Mucoromycetes; Mucorales; Lichtheimiaceae
Exons: 3
Coding region: 155-709 (184 amino acids)
Source: RefSeq, a predicted model, not a curated record